Prunus armeniaca (apricot) is the source of this 333-nucleotide messenger RNA. NCBI's taxonomy places the organism in Eukaryota, Viridiplantae, Streptophyta, Magnoliopsida, Rosales, Rosaceae. The record is from the annotation of a GenBank genome assembly.
AUGGCAUACGAUGGAGGCAAACUCAAGUCGACCUCCAUCAAUGGUGUCAAGAUGUACAGCGUUGCUUCCCAGCAACGUUCUCUCGCCACCUGGCUUGACCCUAAGAAGCGUCGAGCGCUUCGCAAAGACCAAAAUUAUAUGCAAAGGGUGGACUUGAUCCAGGACUUGAGAUUUGAAACUGCAACUACUAAAAUCAAGGCAACUCCUGAUGGGGAGUUCCUAAUUGCUGCAGGUAUUUACCCACCACAAGUCAAAGUAUAUGAGCUGAGGGAACUUUCACUCAAGUUUGAAAGGCACUUGGAUUCAGAGAUAAUUGAUUUUGAGGUAGUUUAG